Molecule: messenger RNA, 5413 nt
Organism: Neodiprion virginianus
Lineage: Eukaryota; Metazoa; Arthropoda; Insecta; Hymenoptera; Diprionidae
Gene: nuf
Product: rab11 family-interacting protein 4
Exons: 11
Coding region: 396-1892 (498 amino acids)
Biological process (GO): endocytic recycling; regulation of cytokinesis
Cellular component (GO): recycling endosome membrane; midbody; endocytic vesicle
Source: RefSeq, a predicted model, not a curated record
AGGUUUCUCAGUUCGGUUGAACGUCUGAUCAACGGCUCGUCGUCGCACGGUGACAUUUCCGAGACCAGGCGCAGGUGCCCGUCGUGUUUACGUCGUGCCUUUGCAUUCGCAACGGUUUAUAUUAUGCUCGCCUCAUCUUCGAUUCAAUGCUAAAAUACCCAAAGGCGAAUAGUUAGUUGUUUUUGUUUGGUGCUAAUUGUUGUGGUGGUGAUCGCAAGUGGUUUUGCGGAUCAGUUCUGUUGUGUAAAAACACACGCACACACAGCGUGUCGAAUCGUGCACCCUGCCAAGUAAAUUGCAAGAACCCCACACACCCGGGUGCUUUUGGAUUACACACGUAUACGGAAAUUGGCAGCAACUCAAAACACCUUAAACUCAAGGAUACAAGGUCGAGUAUGGUGAGUUCCCGAUCCCAGACAGCAACGUCAGCCGGCGAGGAUACCAGGAGCGAACUCCCCUACAGGAACUACUAUUCAGCGAGUGAACUUCCUACGGGGGGAGGCGGGGGUACGAACAGCGGCCCGGCCUCCCUUUCGAUGUCCGUUGACAUCCACAACCUGGUCUCGUCCUCCUCGGCACCCGUCGCAGCGCCAUGUCCCCCCAGCCCGGAUCCCGAGGGACCGCCGAACGUCGCCCUUGGAGCGAGUAAAAGCGACCCCGAGGAGGAAGAGGAGAGCUACGAGGGCUUCGGAUACGGAGACGGCGACUCGCCCGGAAGCUCGGCACCCUCGCCGACGAGGUCCAACCCCCCACGAGACGGAAGAAGUCCUCCAUGCAGCAUCGGCAGACAUUCUUGGCUCAGAACAUCGUUGAGACGAACUCCACCUAGCCAUAUGGAAGAAGGUUUACCGAACAGGCGCUGGGGUUCCUUCAGACACUCUGGGAACAAGCGGCUCAGCUCCAACGCGUUAGCAAGUCAACUCUAUCGAAGCAGCAGUUUCAACAGUUCUGGGAGAGGAUCAACUUGCGACACGGCAGACGAAAUAUACAGCGACGUGUCCCUAGAAGAUGACGUCUUAGGUCUCAGCCAUAAGGUUCAAUUGCUUCAAGAGCAAAUGGACGCUUUGGCGGACACCCGCUCUGCAGGCGAGGAACGAUACGCCAGGGCGAAACAGGAAAAUGCCACCCUACAGGCCAGGGUCCUCAUGCUUGAAGAGGCGCAGCGCGACGCCGAGACAAGAGCCGAAGAACGACUUCAGGCCGAGCAACGACGACACAGGGAGUGGGCCGGGCGUUUGGAGCGAGAGCGUCAGCUCCAGCUUGAAAAUUAUGCGAUAAGACUGCAGGCAGCCGAAGUCGAGAGUACGAAUCUUCGCGACGAGGCGGCGCGGUUACGGGAGCAGCUUGAAAAGGCGCGAGCUGACCGCGCCGCCCUUCAGGAGGCUGUCGAGGACGCUCGCCGAGAAUCUCAGGAGGCCCAGGAAGCGGAGCGCAAGGCGAUCGCCAAGGCGAACGAGGCCCAAUCACUGAUGCAGGCAGCGCGCGAGGAACUCGUCGCCAGGACUGAGGAUCAACACCGACUGGAGGAACUCGUUCAGGAAGUGACGCGGCUCCGAGCUCGGAACAAAAGUUUGGAAGAAUGCCGUGACGAGCUUCAGGCGGCAGCAGCCCUGCAAGCCGGCCGAGAGCUUUUGAUGCUGAAUCCGAUGGUCAAGGACAAUCUCAACGUGGAAGCGAGUCUGGCAGCGGAAUUGCGAGAGGGAAUGAGUCAAGAUCAGACGGACGGACAGUCGCACGCUGGUCACGGCGAGUCCUGCACUGUUUCCGAGAUGAAACAGGCCCUGAAAGAGCAACAGGAGGUAAACACCCAACUGAGGGCGUAUAUCGAUGGGAUAUUGUUAAAUAUUGUUGAAAAUCAUCCGCAAUUGUUAGAAGUUAAGCACGGGCAUUAACACACCCUCUCUAGUCCCUGACAAACUCCCUCCUGUUUUUCUUUCUCCAGAUCUCUUUGAAUUCCUCGUAUAAUAAUCCUUAUAGUAUAGACAUCAUUGAGUUGACCCACUGGUAUCUCCUGUUUAACACAUUUCACCUGUAAUUUAUGUAAUUUAUUUUAUCGCAUAAAUUAUUGUGGUUGUAAGAAUAAUAAUUACCGUAUAUCAUCAUAUUACACAUCCGAAUGUUCGAAACGUGAUAUAUCCGUCCACACGAGCGUGGAAUCAAUAUAUGUAAUACAUACACACAUGUGCAUGAUAUAAAAACAAAAAAAAAAAAAAAAGAAAGAAAGAAAAGGAAAGAAAAGAAAACAGCAAGAAAAUUAUCUAUCUAAAACAAGAAAAAUAGUGAGAAUAUAAAAUAAAUGAAUAUAUAUACAUGUGUAUAUAUUUAUAUGUAAAUAUAUAUAAAUAUGUAUAUAUGUAUAUAUAUGUAUAUUAUUGCAGCCUUCCAUUUAUUUUUUCGAUAACAAUAUUGUGUCUUUACAUAGCUGAAAAUUUAUAAAAGACGUUUUUCUUUUUUCUGUUAUAUUAAUAUUCUAAUAAUAAGAAAAUUUUUAUACUCAUGUUGUAUCAAUUACUAUCAUCGUAGGAUAUUAUAGAUAUAUACAUAUUUAGGUGUAUUAAUACAGGUACGCGUAAUCUCAAUAACCUGUUUUACGAUAUAAUACAGAUAUGAAGUCAAUGAAACGACUGUCACAAAAUUAUAUUCUCAAUCGUCAUAUUGAAAGUUUUGAAAUGAUCCGUUGUUAGGAGUCAUGCAGUAUAAUUUAACGCUUCAAUGUGUAUUAAUCCAUACAUUGACUGUGAUUGGACAGAGUUAGAUCUGCGGCUAUGUUUGCAAUGUAUGAAGUCCCUCGGAGAUCGAAAAUAUGGUAUAAUAUUAUAGCGCGUUACUUAAUGUGUAAUAAUAAAUAAUUGAAUUUAGUCUUAUAAUAAUUGAGAGAGAAGAAGGAUAUAUAAAUAUAGAUAUUUUCUUAUCAUCCGCAACGUUUUCUCCCAUACUGUAAUAUGGCCGUCCCUUCAACGUCCUUUGCCGGAGGCGCCGUCGGUAUUUCACCGAUGAAAAAGUCCACGACAAACAGAUUGUUAACGAUACGAAGAGCUGCGUGUUUUAUGCAUCUAUUUAAUCGUUUAGAUUCAUAGUUAUGAAAGGAAUAUGCAUGUGUUAUACAGUAGUUGUGUGUAAACUUAAAACGCGUGCAACCCCACAGCAGCCGUGUAUUGUACAUCAUUUUGUCGGCAUGACCCAUCUCUAGAUAUUUUCAAUUAGCAAAUUUUAAUAAACUAGACUGGGAAUAAUGCUACUUAACAGGCCUUCCAUUGUACGCAAAGUUUUUUUUUUUUUCAAGUAUCUAGACACAUUAUCGGUCAUCAUUUAUUUUGGGUUACAUACCUACGUCAACGAAAAAUAUUUUAUAAAAAUGUUGCGCCGUAAGAUUAUGAAAAUCUAAUCAUAUUUGUUACUAUUCCAAGAUGGAAAUAUCCCACAUAUACAAUACUAUAUAAAUAAUGUAUCAAAUUACUAUCGUGGGUCACAUAAGAUAUGGAAAAUUGAAAAUAUUCUACUAACGGUUGUUUCGGGUCGCAUGGAAAAUGUUUUUGAAAAUCGAAUAAUUAUUCCGUAUACUAGAAACAUGCCCAUAUUACAGAAGUACGGAAAAAAGAAACAAAACGAAGUUCACUUUUAAUUGUUGUAAGGGAACUUCUUUUUAUUUUUUUUUCCUUACUUCUGUAACAUAGACAUGUCUGUAAUAUGUAGAACAAUUUUUGAUUUUAUUUUUUGCGAAUAAAGUACAGAUCUGAGGAGGACCCCCUUCGAAGGGCAGAUACGUCAGAAAACAGUUGACGGCUUAUUUACUGACCUCAAAAUGUUGAACUUAUCUUUACCUCACAAUAUGCAGACUGUUGUUUCUAAAAAUUGUCGUGAUCGCCCUUGCAGUAACGUAGUAAUAUCUCUUUCAAUUCUUAUAUACUUACAUCCAUAACUUGUCUUGUACUAAAAAUGAGUGGAAGACCUGCUUGAACGGAAAGAUAAUAAAUUGACUUGAAUGAAGUUUGGGAAUAAUUGCAAUAAAUUGGGUCCCUGUCUAUCGAUCUGUAUACAUACUUGAAUAUUAUUAACGGCAGAUUUGUAAAUAUAAUUCCGCAUCUGCGAAAUCUAUAAAACGGCUCAAAUACGAAAUGGCGGAAAUAAUAAUGUAUAAAAUAAACUUUAAUAUGUACAAGUUGAAAACGUGUGUAUAAUGUUUAUAGAGUAGCCUUAACCCGGCAAAAUAUAUAUAUAUAUAUCUACAAUUGUAAACCUAUUUGCCAGUAGAAGAAGCUGAAUCUCUUAUUCUAACUAUGUAUAUUAUAACUGAAUUACCAACGGUGCUGAAGCUGUCUCCAGAACAGAUUUUUCGUAAUCGGUUCACAGAGAUUUCUGCACCAGCCUCUUUACGAUGUGCAGAUAUACCGUAAGUCCAAAUCACGAUGGGUUUUCGAUUGUACAACUGGCCGAUAAUUUCAUCGAAUCUCGUGAAAUUUAUGCCAUUUAUAAUUGUCUAUAUCGUUUAAUCGCGACGUUGCGAUCGGUUGAUUUUUUGAUAAAUGAAAAAUAAAUACGCAACAAAACUGACAUGAUCUACAAUUGCUUCAUCUGCUUGCGUUUGCGCGCAAGUACUUUACCUUUUAGAAAAUCAUUCCGCCCUCCAAAUCCCAGUAGCAGUAUUUUCGUCUAGAUUUUUGGCUACAGAUGUGAAUAUGUGUGUAAGUAAAAAAAAACGGACUGAUUCAGACUAUCUUCUUUACAAUAUAAACGUCAACCUUUAUUUGAACUGGAUUUUUUGUUAUGUGUAUUGAUAAUAUGGCCGUAAUAUUUAAUUUUUAUAUUUCCAAUGGUGAUAUAAUAAUGAUAAUAAUAAUAAUAAUAAUAAUAAAUCGUAUCACAAGUAUAUAACUACACCCACACCUACGCGAGGAUAGUUGUAAUAUUUAAUAUUAAUAUUUAUUUCUAAUAAAUCGAAAAUCUGCAUAAUUGUUAAUAUUAUUUUCAAAUAAAUUAUACAUUCGUGGGAGGAUUGCGCUAAAGAAAGCCAUAACGUAGAGCUGAAUCCGACUUCUAGUAACUACAGAUUAAUCGAGCCACAUGGUAGAUAAAGGCAUUAUCGUUAUAAUGUAAUGUGUACAGAUUAUGGAUAAAAAUAUGGAAAAUUUGGACCUACAUACAUAUACCUAUAAUAUUGUAUGUAUAGUCAAUUUGCGAUCCGAAGUCUCGAUAUCAUCGGUAAAAAUUAUGAUGGCACGAGAAUCGUUUUUGAAUUUAUAAUUUCGAACUCGUGACCGUAGCUGUCUGCGAAUAUGUCACAUACUGUAAAAACGAAGACACAGUGACAAAUAGUGUAAUAAAUUGCGGGCAUAAGGGGGAUUUUAAUUCGAUCAGCUAGUCACCUCAAAGCUCAGUUCUUUGAUUUGCAUUAUUUUUUUUCUGCACUUUAUUU